Acipenser ruthenus (sterlet) is the source of this 6556-nucleotide messenger RNA. Its product is annotated as taperin-like. Gene Ontology annotation, molecular function: phosphatase binding. Lineage: Eukaryota; Metazoa; Chordata; Actinopteri; Acipenseriformes; Acipenseridae. Bases 1409 to 4252 code for a protein of 947 amino acids. The transcript has 4 exons. The record is from RefSeq and is a predicted model, not a curated record.
AUUAAAUAAUAAAAUGUUUUUUUUAUUAUUUUUAUUUAACAUUGUAGAUUUUAGCGUUUUGAUUUUGGAAACAAAUCCCAUUGGCAUUUCAUGUUUGGUUUUUACGAAGCCUUUUCUUUGUAUGUCUUAAUGCAGUAAAGAGACUUGAUUUUUUUUAAUUUUUUUUUAAAUGGAACAACUUGGUUUCGUUUACAACGCAUUUUCUUAUGUCAAAUCUUAACGCAUCUCUGUAUAUAUAUAAGAAGACAACUCGCUUUGACUUUUGCGCCCCCCCUCUCUCCACCCCCUCCUCUUUUGUUCCAAAAAGAGCUGUCUUGACAAAUCAAGAAUGUGGUUGCAGAGAGACAGCUGAAAGGAAAAUCGUCGUGUGGAGGGUUUUUUUCCAGUUCGUUUUUUUUUUUCUCACUAUGCGUAAAAGAACCAAGCGAGUGAAAAAGAAAACGGACAUGUCGCAACGAGACGCCUCUUGAGUUUAAAAUAACGAAAAAAAGAGAAACGUUUUUUAGUCAUCAUUUAUUUUUCAAGAGAGCAACAUCAUUCUCGCGCAGGACUAUAACCGCAUUGAACCGCGGGACUGUACUUACAACGCCGUUCCAGUUUCUGACUGAAAUCUGAAAAUCUUACAAAAGAACGCACCGUGGCUCAUUCUUUGAAAAGGAACAUACCCCUCCAAAAACAUUAUUUUGAUCCGUUUUCAUAAACAGCGGGACAUCUAUGGAUGGCACCAAUUCGUGGAUGCAAUUGCUUUUUUAAUUGGACAGUUUGGAUUUCGUUGUUCACGAGUUUAUUUUAUUUAACAGAUAUCUUUUAAAAUAUUUUGUAUUUUGGGGCGUGUAAUAUGUUUGCCGGCCCGCACCCUCUGGUUAACAUCCUGACUCUGACGGGACGUCUUUAUAUUAGAGACGUGUGUCUUUGACAAUCGGAUAUGUUUCUGUAUUUACUUUAUAUAUAUAUAUAAGAAAAAGGGUAUUUCUUUCAAAUUCUCAUUAUGAAGCCGAUUUGCAUUGCAUGGUGAAAACAGAUUGUCUUGGAAGGAGGAUUAGCGUAAAGAAAUUAGCCUACGUAUUUCCUUAAUUCCGAAGCACAAUAACAAGACUGCGGUAAAGAAAACGGUGAAACUGUACCAUCAUAACGGGAAUAUACCGACUGCGUCUGGGAUGUGGAAUUCGUUUGUCUAUGUUGUGGUAGUAUACACGUGUAAUAUCUGACCGCCAGACUCGCCAAGACUUCAACUAACUCUGUGUACUUUACAAAUAUUUCUGCAGUGCUUCUGUAUCAACAACUCGCUGCUGGAUGCGGUAAACGUUUUUUGAGGACUGGUAAUCCGUAUAUCCCUCCACCCAAAACGCAAGCAAUAGAGGUCCAGUAACACCACCACCAACUACCUGCCUUCAUCAACUCCCUUAAAAUGACUUCGCCCCCCUUACCAGAAUGGAAGGUCCAGCUACUGGAGAGGAAGAGGAGGGAGGAAGAGACGAGCCGCCAACGAGAGAAAGAUCAGGAGGAGCGGCUGGCCAACAUGCCAGCCUGGAAGAGGGAGAUAAUCGAGAGACGCAAAGCCAAGCAGGGGGCAUUGUCGGGGGGCAAUGCCAGUGCCGGUGCCUCUGAACCCGAGGUCAGCACAGCGAACUGUGUCCCUCAUCCCCUGGAAACCUCCCAAAGAAACCUAGAGCAGAAUAAAGCCGAGGAACACAAGGAGGAAGACUGUACAGUUUUGAGGGAGACAAUUGCCCCCAUUCACCAGAACCCCUUUAUCAAACUGCAGAGAAACCAGAAGAAUCAGCUGCUGGAGCAGCCCUGUCCCACAAAGGACGAUGAUGUAACCAGCUGCAGGGUUAAACAGAUCGGCGAUACUUACGGCCACAUUAUUCCCUGUGUCAGGACAAUCCAAGCGGAAAACAUCAUCAUUAUCAAAUCCGAGGACGCUCCUGUUGUUGGCAGACCACUUCCCGAGCAGGUGUUGAAAUCGCAGGGUGCUGAAGGGCACUGGAGCAGUCGGAUCGCGGGGGAUAGUUGCGUGACAGAAAUCCGCGCCUCUGAGAUCCUGAUUAUCAAGUCCUCUCUGAGCCACAGUGUGGGAGAUCUCAAUUCCCUCGUCGAUGGUGGACUGUUACCAGAGGAAGGGGGCAAGGAGCAAGGGAGAGUCAGCCAGCUUUUAAGCAAGUUUGGCGGGCAGGAGUGGAACCCAGGCCGGCCAAGCCGUUCCAGGAGCACCGAAAACAUCCUCAUGGACAAUCAGAAACACCAAACCCCGCACAGCUUCCUUCCUUCUUCACAAUGGGAAGCAACAAAGGUGGACGGAAAAGGGAAAAAGUCAGCCGCUAACCCUCCUGGUGGUUCUAACACCUUGCCCCAGGAUGCUCCCUUGGACAGAGCUCCACAUCGCACAGUGGUGGCUGGCUAUCGGAGUCAGUUUGAAACCACAUCGUGUGACACAAAGAGACACGAGCCCCCUGGGAGAUCUCUAAGCUACCCCAGCAGCAGCAGCAGCAGCAGCAGUGACUCCAGUAACUCUAUUAACAGCCAGCACAAGCACAGUGAGUUGUAUAUACAAUCCCAUAAUGAAGUCACUAAAGUAAGAACCACUGCAAUUCCCAGGCAGUACCCUCCCAUUGAUGAUGUGGUCAUCCCAGCGGAGGAAUUCAAUCCCAUUCCCAACACUGGUCUAAGGCAAGGUGCCAGUGACGAGGCUGCAGAGCCUAUCUUACCUGAUCUUUCUGUCCUCGGAGGCCGCGCAGCUUCAAAGGAAGCCAGCGACUGGGGGGCUUUCCAAAUCAAGCCAGCUCCCAGCCCGGAUUUCUCCCAAAUCCCAGAAGGUGACGUCCAAGCUCUGGCCCUGGCGAACCUCCGAGCACAAUCCCGUAACUCCUUUGUGGUGAUCCCAAAACGACCUCCCGGAAAAGAAGAAGAAGAAGAAGAAGAAGAAGGCCAAAGAGACUUCCACCAAAAACAGAGCCAGCACCUAAAGCAGAUUCCCCAUUCAGAGGACACCCACCAGCCUGUCUCCUCCUCCUCCUCCUCCUCCCCCCAGCCCCCACGUCCCCCUCCCUCCCCUGCCUGCCACACUUUUGACUCCUUGCCACAACAAAAGCAAGAGGCAGGGGGAGAAGGGGCGGAGGCUGCUGUGGAGACUGCUGCCGCGGCGACCGCCUCCUCUUUCAAACAGGAAAUGGGCGUCCCUCAUCAGCUGCCCUGCUUGUCGGUUUCCUGUCCCUGCCUUCCUUCAGAACCACUGCAAGCUUUAUCUGAGACGAGCCCUGCUGCCUCUCCUGCAGUGGUUUGGGCUGAUAACGCGGAAGAGGCCGGUACGAGAGAGAGCCAUCCUCACGCAGUCGCUGCUCCCCAGCCCCGCGAUGACACAACUUCUUCCACAAAGGAUCCAGACGCCCUUUUAGGAUCAGAAGGGACAACCGACAGCAACAUGAGUCGCAUUUAUAAUCUGAAGCCGGUGGUGACUAGGACUAAAAACCCUCCCCCAGGUGCUGCCUCUGUUCCUGCUCCUACAGCUGGUUUUCAACCAGAAAGCAGCCGCUCUCCUUUCACUGUCAGACCUACCGCUUCUACUGGUCCUGCUCUGCCUUCAGGGGCAUCUCUCUGUGGCCGGCCAGAAGGGGCGGAGGGACUCUCCCUACAGCACAAUUCUCAAGGGCCAAAGGAAUGUGCGCCCUUCAGGAGUUUAGGCAGGGGGCACACAAGGACCGGGGCCACUACAUUCCCACCUAAAGUGGCUGUAACAGCCCCAGAGCCUGCGAUCAAACUCUCUACCGCCCCCGCGAUGCAGAGAAAGGGCAAUACCAUUACUAUUAAUCCAAGGAAAAUGGCAGGCAGUGCCAACAGUGCUGGGGUUGGUAAAACAGCACCCCCUACUGUCGGGGCAGCAGCUGUGGAGAACGGGGGUGUUGCAGAAGGGGCGGAGAAUAAGAAGCGGUACCCCACGGUGGAGGAGAUACGGGUCAUUGGAGGCUAUUUGUCAUUAGACAAGUCCUGUCUGGCGAAAGGCGAUACGAAUCGGAAAAAGCUGCGCAUCUCAUUCAGCGACUCCCGGCUGGAGACCAUGUUCGAGUACCCUUCGGAGAGCUCUCUGCUGGCCGAGCUGGGAUUGGACGACGAGCCCGAGGCCCCGCCCCCUGGCCCGCCCGCAGCCGAGGAAGAGGAAGAGGAGGAGACGGUCAUGUUCACCCACAGGGUCAUUCCGGGGUCACCCACCGGUCGGGCUAAACCACUCCUUGUAGAUGAAUCCUGUCGACGAUAACAACAGCUGGGAUUAUCUUUACUUCUUAGAACAAAUUCUAUCAGCUUUGCUUUUUAUAUAAAGAAUGAUGGGAUUUUUCAUGAAAGUGAUCCUUGUACAUUUUUGUACUAUUUGGUUUCCCACCUGCUUACUGUCCUGUUGUGUGUGGCCUGUAUGCUUCUCUGUUGCUUUUUUGGUCCAGGCGUACUAACUAUUCCAUCAGAAACUGCUUCUGAAAAGGUUACUGAAGGCUAUCCAUGGGGAGUAAACAAAGCAAAUAAUGAUCUCAGUUAAACAACAAUAGAGGCUCGUGCAAAACACACAAUAGGAUAAUAAACAAGAAAUCUAAUACUAGGGAAAUGGAGAUGGUAUAAAGCACCCUUUAAUGGAAAUGAAAUGUCAAAUGAAAUGACUAGAAAAGGAGUGAGGCGACAAAUUCGAUUUUUUUUUUACCCACUAUGGAACUAUGAUCCUAAUCAACCUUUGACCGCCAGUGGAGGACCUCCAGCCAGUUGGCUAUCCCACAACCCUCCACAAGUUGAAACAUGGAUAAAAUUUCAGGGAACAACCACUGUACUUGCAGGACAGGUUGCUCGAGAAAGAUCUUUGCAUUUAUUGAAGAGUGGCCGAUGGGAUCAUUGAAAUGAAAAAAAAAACUGUGAAAUUGUGAGCAUCGUGAGAGCGCCAUCUGGUGGAUUUGUGCCGCUACUACACCUUCAGCUAUUAGGAAGAUUUGCAUCACCUUGAAUUUUAGACAUAUCAUUAAAGAAAUAAUAAUAAUAGAAAUAUAUAUGAAGCAAAAUUAGUUAAUUCUGUACGGUGCUGCAAAACUUUUGGUCAUAUCCAUACUCUAUGAUUCUUAUCAUUGAACUUGGAACAAAGCCUUUGAAGUCUAAAAAUAACUAAUCUCCAAAAUAUAGUUGAUAGUUUGCUUGAAUUCUUCCGUGAUAUGUUCAGGGAUACCCAGAUGUUUAUUAAGAAAGGAAGCCCAUGUGUUCUAUUGAUUCAUAUGGAGUAAGCAGGGUUACGAAUGGAAAGCGAACAGGUGUGUGAAUAUGUGUGAGUGAAAAAGAAAAGAGGCAAUUGAAACUCCCACAAUCAGCCCUUUAAUAAAUGUGUCUUUCGACGCACUGUAUAAACACAAAUAUAUUUUGCACUUAUAUAGAUAGAAUUUGUUAGUAGCUUUUUUUAAAAUACAAAAACUACCCAUUCAGAAAGAAUAUAUAUUUUAAUUAUAUCUUUGGAAAACAUAUGAUUCAUUCCCCCCCCCCCCCCACAUGCUAUAAUAUAUUUAGAUAUUGUGUAGGUUCAAUAUGUGUUCUGUGCAGCAGUAAGUAUACAGGGUGACUUGUGGACUAAAUUAUAGGAAUGGCAGAAUUAAUGCUCACAGUGCUGUACUGGGGACAGCCAAGCAGUUACUGCACUCAAACCUGCCUUUGACAGAGUUAGGUGAUGAACUUGACUGUAAUUACAAUUGCAGCACAGGCUGCUGGUGUGAGGGAAUCACACAACACUGCCUGUCACACAGGCUGCACCCCCUACUGGUCACAUUUUAUAUCGCAGUGUAAAAUUUACAGCACAAGCAGCCCCAUAUUAUUUAGCCUCCCUGUGCUUGACCCAUGUAUACUAUACAGAGAUAAGCGCUUGAAAAUAUAUGUUCUGUCUGUGUGGGUAUAAAGUUCACAGAAUGUUUUUUUAUACUUGUAACAAAUGCAUUUGCCAGCUUGUUGUUGAAUUUCAGUACACUCCACCCCACCGCGAAGGGGAUUGUACCUGAAAGAGAUCAUGUCUCUUUUACAUUUUCUUAAAGAAAAAGCAGUAUUUUCACUGUCCCUUUACCUUUCUCCUCCUGCGUGGUCUUAUUCCUCUGACUCAAACACUGUGUGACAGUGCUGUCAUCUGAGGCUUUGGGUCUUGAUGCCUGCCAUAGAUAUAUGUAACGCAGGCUAGAUCAGCUUAAGUGUCUUUACAGAAGUAAGAGCCAGCACCAUCUAGGGAUCUGCCACUUUGGAUCAAGUUUCCUUUUGUUUUGCUGGCAAUAGAUAGAAGUGCUCUAGAUGCUUACUAAUAUAAAGGCACUUUGGCUGAUCUAGUCUGUUACAGAUGUCUAUGGCAGGCAACUAGAACUGAAGAACAGCUCCUGAACUCACAUUAAAGCUCCCCAACACAGAUGUGCAGACAUAAAGAACACAAUAUUUGAGAAAUUGCAAUUAGAACCAUUGGAAAUGAUUGGAUGUCUCAUAAUAAAACAAGUUAAGGGAACAGGGGGGAAAUGACUAUUUAAGCUUCUGAAAAGACUCCCCGAGGCCAUCGUGAAGGGGGUGA